AAAUUAGUAUUACAUUCGCCUCGUAGAGAUCUCCUCCGUAAAAGUGACAUUUGUCAAAAAUCUUUCUACUUCCUUUUCUUUCUAUCAACAACAGCUGCAAGAUGAAAAUUGGUUUGUGUUCGUUUAGCGGGUACAAAAUAUAUCCCGGCCAUGGCAAAACUAUGGUCAAAAUUGAUGGGAAAACUUUUACUUUUCUGGAUAAAAAAUGCGAGCGAUCUUACUUAAUGAAGCGAAAUCCCCGCAAGGUGACGUGGACGGUGUUGUAUCGUCGCAAACAUCGUAAAGGUGUUGAAGAGGAAGCGACGAAAAAACGUACGCGUCGAACACAAAAAUUUCAACGAGCUAUUGUUGGCGCUUCAUUAGCUGAGAUCAUGGCUAAACGUAAUAUGAAGCCUGAAGUGCGCCGAGCUCAACGUGAACAAGCUAUUAAAGCUGCCAAGGAGCAAAAACGUGCAGCCAAGGCUGCCAAGAAGGCUACGCAGCCUGCACAGCCUAAGCAAAAGGCUCCACCCAAACAAAAGGCUGCCAAAGUAACUCAGAAGGCAGCACCUCGCAUAGGCGGCAAGCGAUAAGGGGGAAGAAUAGUAAUAUAUAUAAAAAUAGUAAUAGUAAUAAAGCUUAUAAUUCUAAUAUAAGCACGCUUUACGUA
Glossina fuscipes is the source of this 649-nucleotide messenger RNA. RefSeq names its product 60S ribosomal protein L24 (gene RpL24). Gene Ontology annotation, molecular function: mRNA binding; structural constituent of ribosome. Gene Ontology annotation, cellular component: cytosolic large ribosomal subunit. Gene Ontology annotation, biological process: cytoplasmic translation. The transcript has 3 exons. Lineage: Eukaryota; Metazoa; Arthropoda; Insecta; Diptera; Glossinidae. The record is from RefSeq and is a predicted model, not a curated record. Bases 102 to 572 code for a protein of 156 amino acids.